This is a messenger RNA of Papaver somniferum (opium poppy), 1406 nucleotides long. Its product is annotated as GDSL esterase/lipase At4g16230-like. The record is from RefSeq and is a predicted model, not a curated record. Gene Ontology annotation, molecular function: hydrolase activity, acting on ester bonds. Bases 192 to 1295 code for a protein of 367 amino acids. NCBI's taxonomy places the organism in Eukaryota, Viridiplantae, Streptophyta, Magnoliopsida, Ranunculales, Papaveraceae. The transcript has 5 exons.
CUUUGUUGCUUCCCAACCAAAACAAACCUUGAAUUUACUAUAUCCAGCUUAUAAUGUGGUCCAACACCAUUGACUUUGUGCUUUAAAUGUUAUCUUCAGAGGUUCAAACCUCUAGCAAAAAUUUAAUUCUCAAAGUCUAUUAAUACCAGUGUUCUUUUGGUCUUUCAGUUGACACCAAAAUUGCUUGAAUCAUGGGUGUAUACACAAAUGUUCAUGUUCUUCUUGAAGCUUUGUUUUUUACCUCGUUGUUGCUCAAGUCUUGUUCAGCUCUAGACAGAUUUUCUUCUAAUUAUGUUUUUGGAGAUUCUUUGGUUGAUGUUGGUAACAAUAACUACAUUGCAACUUUUUCUAAGUCAAAUUACUUACCAAAUGGACUUGAUUUCCCUCCCGGACGUAAUCCUACUGGACGGUUUUGUAAUGGAAGAACGGUCGUUGACAAUAUAGGUCUAGAAUUGGGCUGGAGAACUUUUACUCCGGCAUACUUGGCACCAACUACAGUUGGAGAUGUUGUCCUUGAUGGAGUUAAUUACGCAUCCGCAGCUAGUGGAAUUCUUAGAGGAACAGGCAGAAAUUACGUUGGACGUAUCAACAAUGACGCACAGAUAGAUAACUUCGCGAAAACAAGACAAUACAUAAUCUCAAGAAUGGGUUCUUCUGCGGCUUCGGAACAUUUCGGAAACGCUUUAUUCUCUUUCACAACUGGUUCUAAUGAUUUCAUUAAUAACUACUUGUUAGGUCAUACAACUGCAAUCUUGAUUAGCCCAGAAACAUUUGUAAACCAAAUGAUUGGAAGAUUCAAUGUGCAACUAAGAAGACUGUAUGAUAUGGGUGCUAAGAGGAUGAUUGUUGUAAAUGUAGGACCAAUUGGUUGCAUUCCGGAUCAACGGGAUAAGAACCCAUUGGCCGGAAAUUCAUGUGUUGAUUUGCCGAAUCAAUUAGCAAAGUUAUUCAACAAAAAAUUGAAGACUCUAAUAAUGGAUUUGAAUUCAGAUCUAGCACAAUCUAAGUUCUUGUAUGCAGAUAUUUACAAUAUUGUUUCUGACAUCAUUCGGAAUUAUCAAUCUUACGGUUUCGAGAAUUCCAAUAGUGCAUGUUGUAGAAUUGCUGGUAGGUUUGGGGGUUUGGUUCCAUGUCUUCCACCAUCUAUAGUUUGUCCCGACCGAUCUAAGUAUGUAUUUUGGGAUUCCUUCCAUCCAACUGAUGCUACUAAUGUCAUCAUCGCCAAGAGAGUAUUCGAGGGAGGUCUUAACGACAUAUACCCGAUGAAUAUUCGACAACUAUUGCAGGCUAAUUAGAUAUUUUGUGAUCCUGGCAUUAUGUUAAACGUUUAAAUGUGUAACCAACAGCUAGCAUGGACAUUUAUGUAUUUUCCAUAGAUCAUUUGUAUCCAGUGAAGGACAUAAAAA